GGAGGAGAGGACGGUGAAGCAGCUCCGGCUGACCAAGGCGCUGACUCUCCCGGAGGCCACCGCGGUGUCGGAGGCGUGCCGGAGGAUGGCCGCCAGGCGCGCCGACGCCGCGCUGCUCACCGACGCGCAAGGGGUGCUCUCCGGCAUCCUCACGGCCGAGGACAUAUCGGGUCGAGUGAUAGCCGAGGGUCUGAGGCCAGAGGAAACAAGCAUGGCCAAGGUGAUGACGCGGACUCCGGUUUUCGUCAUGUCCAACUCAUCGGCCACCGAGGCACUGCAGAAGAUGGUCCAAGGCAAAUUUAGGCAUCUUCCUGUGGUGGAAAAUGGUGAAGUCACUGCCAUGUUGGACAUUACCAAGUUCCUCUGGGAUGCAAUUUCAAGAAUGGAGCAGGCAGCAGAACAAGGCAGUGCUAUAGCAGCUGCCAUGGAAGGGGUUGAACGGCAGUGGGGAAAUGAAUUUGCAGGUCCGCACGCAUUCAUAGAAAAUCUUCGAGACCAGAUGUUCAAACCUUCUCUGUCAACUAUCAUAUCUGAAAAUAGCAGUGUUCCAGUGGUAUCUCCUUUAGAUCUAGUAACUGUGGCGGCCAAAAAGAUGCGAGAAUACCGAGUUAACUCAGUGGUUGUCAUGACAGGGAACAUAUUGCAAGGGAUCCUCACCUCCAUGGAUCUGGUCUUGCGAGUAGUGGCACAAAGUCUGUCCCCCGAGGUAACCCUCGUAGAAAAGGUUAUGACUGCAAGUCAUGGUUGUGCCACACUGGACACAUCAAUCCUCGAGGCUCUACAGUCAAUGCAAGAUGGCAAAUUUCGUUAUAUUCCUGUUGCAAACAAAAGAGGACAGAUUGUCGCCUGUUUGGAUGCUCUACAGUUAGCCCACGCAAGCAUCUCCAUGGUUGAGGGAGCCUCCGGACGAAAUGAUACGGCAAAUGCUAUGGUUCAGAAGUUUUGGGAUUCAGCUCUUGCCUUGCAUCCAGCAGAGGAAUAUGACGAGCAUAGUGAAGAGUCUCGUACGGCAGCGUCAGACAGUGUUGAAGGGAAGCAAACACCCCCUCAUGUCGGCAACGCGUUCUCUUUCAAAAUUGAAGACAGAAAAGGACGGAUGCACAGAUUCAGUUGCGUUUCAGAGAGUUUGGAUGAGCUUGUGUCUGCUGUUGCAUACAGAUUGGGAAUGGAAAACGAGAAGGCGAAUGUAAAUCUUCUGUAUGAUGAUGAUGAAGGUGACAGAGUUCUUCUUGCCACUGAUGGUGACCUCGUUGCGGCAAUUGAGCAUGCAAGAUCAGCCGGAUGGAAGGUUCUGAGGCUGCACAUGGAGGACGGUUCCGAGACCGAGACCGGGGCGGUGUCCAUUUCCUCGUUGCCUGUAGAUGCCUCGGUGCCGUGGAGAGGCUGGCCAUCGUCCGUCGGGCUGGGGAUUGUUGCCGGCGCGGCUGCGGUCGCCGGCGUCGUGGUAACUGCCUACUUGAGACGCUCCGAGCUCUGACAGUCUGACUUGAAACAUACUUGAUUCAACAUUGUAAAGAUGCACUUGCACAGGACUUAGAGGCUCACACCGGCAGCAAAGCCGUGGCCAAGCCUGUAUGAGAUUUUUUAUUUUUCUUCCAGGGUUUGCAUUCGUAGUAACUGGGUUCAGAGAGUGUGUUUUUCUUCUUGGGCGUUCUACUUGUGAGUUGUGACAACAGGGGUUCAUAAUAUCUAGGGACGAGCCAUGCAUGCCUGAAACACACAAAUGGCUGUUUUUUCCUCAACAGUUGAUAUUCUGAAUCGCAAA
Messenger RNA from Triticum aestivum (bread wheat), 1765 nucleotides. Its product is annotated as CBS domain-containing protein CBSCBSPB3. Gene Ontology annotation, molecular function: protein binding. The record is from RefSeq and is a predicted model, not a curated record. The transcript has 13 exons. The coding region runs from base 86 to 1477 and encodes 463 amino acids. NCBI's taxonomy places the organism in Eukaryota, Viridiplantae, Streptophyta, Magnoliopsida, Poales, Poaceae.